Rhinocladiella mackenziei CBS 650.93 is the source of this 1089-nucleotide messenger RNA. RefSeq lists its product as uncharacterized. The transcript has 2 exons. The record is from RefSeq and is a predicted model, not a curated record. Bases 1 to 1089 code for a protein of 362 amino acids. Gene Ontology annotation, molecular function: oxidoreductase activity. Lineage: Eukaryota; Fungi; Ascomycota; Eurotiomycetes; Chaetothyriales; Herpotrichiellaceae.
AUGCCCAAGUCAAUUUCGAUAUCAAAGAUUGACGGAAAACCCGGCCAAGUUUACUACCCUCUGUCCCUGGACGAGGUUCCUCAGCCUUCACCAAAAGGGAAAGAGGUCCUCAUCAAGAUUCACGCUGCAGCGUUGAACCACCGCGAUCUUUUCAUCCGUCAACACCUCUACCCAAGUGUCGCCUUUGGCGCUCCUCUUUUGGCUGAUGGUUGUGGGACAAUUGUUUCAGUAGGGAGUGAAGCCAAUCCCAAAUGGAAGGGUAAACGGGUGGUUGUCAACCCAGGGACAGGGUGGAAAGAUAGUCCUGAAGGACCCGAAGAUAAAGGUGGUUAUAAAAUCCUCGGUGGCACCAAAAUGAACGUCAACGGAACUCUUCAAGAGUAUAUGAUUAUUGAUGAGGCGGAGGUCGAAGAAGCCCCCGAUCAUCUCUCUGCAGUCGAAGCCGCAGCUUUGCCUCUAACUGGGCUUACCGCAUGGCGAGCUGUCAUGUCCAAGUGCGGAGAACACAAUCUCAAGCCCGGAAAGAAUAUUUUGGUUACAGGGAUUGGUGGCGGUGUUGCAUUGAUGGCCCUGGAAUUCGCCAGAGCGGCAGGUGCCAACGUCUGGGUCAGUAGUGGAAGCGAAGAAAAGAUCAAGAAGGCUAUAGCACUUGGUGCUAAGGGUGGAAUCAAUUACAAGGAGGAAGGUUGGGAGAAGAAACUGCUCGCCAUGUUGCCGCCAGACAACAAACAACUCGACGCAAUUGUCGAUGGCGCCGGUGGCGAUGUCGUGGAAAAGGGCACCAAACUGCUCAAGCAAGGCGGUGUGAUUGCCAUCUAUGGCAUGACUGUAGGACCCAAAAUGCCCUUUUUGAUGCAGGCGGUCUUGAAGAACAUCGACGUUAAAGGCUCAACCAUGGGUUCGAGAAAGGAAUUCAAGAACAUGGUGGACUUCAUCAAAGCCACCAAAGCAAAGCCAGCUGUCUCACGUGUCGUUCAAGGCUUUGACCUCGACGCCAUCAAUGGUCUAUUCGAGGACAUGAAGAAAUCCAUCCAAUUCGGAAAAUUGGUGAUUGAGAUUUCCAAGGAACGCGCAGACAGUAAGUUGUAG